AUGGAUGUGGCGCUGGGUGCUAGCCAGGGUCAGGGUGUACCAUCCAAGCCGCUUACUCCUGGUCUUGCUGUACAGCUUGUGUAUGGAAAGGUAUCUGUCAAAGGAGGGGAGAAGUUCGACGGAGCGUUGCCAGCUGCUGAUAUCAACUGGAAUGAGAAUUUGGGAUAUAUUCACCUCCAGGAGAAGUUUGGUGGUAACCGUCUUAUCGGAGUUUCCGCCGCUGCCAACGCCUCCGACGAGAGCAACACCUUCGUCUCCCUUCAUGAGAAGUCCCUCGUCGAUCUCUCCAACAACGUCAAGAAUGGCAAGCUCACAUGGACAGCACCGAAGGAUUGCAAAGAGUACGUUUUAUUCGCGCACUACGAGCGUUACACCAACCAGCGAUCGUGUGAUGGCGUGCCCACCGAUGUCAUCGCCAACGGCUCCUGGGUGACGGACCAUUUCAGCGCCACUGGGGCAAAGCUAGCUUCCCAGUUCUGGAAGAAGAACCUACAAGACCUUGAUGCUGACAGGCUGUCAUCCUAG
Fusarium subglutinans is the source of this 525-nucleotide messenger RNA. RefSeq lists its product as uncharacterized. The transcript has 2 exons. NCBI's taxonomy places the organism in Eukaryota, Fungi, Ascomycota, Sordariomycetes, Hypocreales, Nectriaceae. The coding region runs from base 1 to 525 and encodes 174 amino acids. The record is from RefSeq and is a predicted model, not a curated record.